UUGACAAAAUUCACGAUUGACACCAUUCAAACAUGCCUGUGAAAGAUCUUGAGUAUUUACUAUUUUGUGUUUCUGAAAACAAACCAGCCAAUAUAAUUAGCCAAUAAGUGCAUUUCUCCGUCGCAAAAAUAUUAUAUGAGUAAUCGUUAUUGACGUGAAAUAGCGUUUAAUAUCAUCCCCGUCGACAAUACGUGUGUCAUGAAAUGUAUGCGCUUUAAAAUCUUCCAGUGAGGUAUCAGUGCACAUAUCUUGGCUUCCUUCUUGUCGAAGUGUUUGAGAAAAAUAUCUUUCAACGGAGAAGGUAGAAAGUGUAUUUUUAACGAAAAGAAACGAACAUGAGCUCGGGCUUCAUAUCGGAGGCUGAAAUUGCCGAACAACGGCGAAUGCGGCAAGAAGAAUGGGAGCGCGUACGAACACCAGAUCAGCCUUUAGAAGCUCCUGAGGAAUCUUAUGAUCCCAGAUCAUUGUAUGAAAGGUUACAAGAGCAGAAGAAUAAAAGAGAUAUGGAAUAUGAAGAAGCUCAUAAAUUAAAAAAUAUGAUUAAAGGCUUAGAUGACGAUGAAGUGGAAUUUUUGGACCUGGUUGAUAGAACUAAAUUAGAAGAAGAACGUAAAAAGAAUUUAGAGGAGGAGAAAGAAAUGCGUGAUUUUAAAGCUGCAGUUGCUUCGCUUCAAGAAAAGAAAUUAAAUGAAAAAUUGAAGCAAGAGUUGAAGAAUCCAGUUGCCAGCAAUAAAAAUGCUUUCUGUGGAAGUAGCCGUCCUUCACAGUUAAAGCUAUUGGCAGGCGUUGUGGUAAAACGGUCUGACAAACAAAAACAAGAAGAAACACCUAAGGGAAUUAAAAGAAAAUUUAGUACAUCUGAUAGUGACACAGACACUGCAAAGAAGGAAGAACUACAUUCAUCUUGUGAACCAGAAAAUAAUACAUCAAGACCGGUAACUAGAAAAUGUGGACUCAAAUGCAUUGGUAUAUUACCUGGUCUUGGUACAUAUGAAGAUUCUAGUGAUAGUGAUUGCAGUUCCGACACAGAUCAGGAAACAGAACCAUGCCCUAGUAAAUAUGAUAUUUUAGGCCGAAAAAUAAAACAAUCGAAAGAUAAGGAAAAAAGCUGAACAAUAAACCUAACAGUAAUUUAUUCUUCUUCCAUAUUCACAGAUAUUAUCCUGUUCUUAUGUAUAUAUGAAUAUGGUAAUGUUUCUAAAUAUGGAAAUGGGAAAUUGUCAUAAUAUUGCAAUUGCGUUUAAAACACAUGCGUACAUAUAUUUCUAUUAAAUUUAACCAAUAUAUGCAUAAUCGACAUUUUUCUUAAUAUAUACAUUUUUCAGAUUUCCCACAAAUACAGUUUUGUUUUCAUAUAAAAUGUGAGUUUGAUUUUAUAUGUAGUCUGUAUGAUCAUGUAUAAUCUAUAGUUACUAAUGUCUCAAAACUACUGGAUAUCCUUUUAUCACGAGUUUCAUCGAUUUAAGAUUGAAUUUGUUCUAUGAAACAAUUUGUGGAGGCACUUAUAAUUGUUGGGCAAUUGAUAAGCAAAAAUAAGCAAAUUAAAACUUUUGCAAAAGUAGUUAACAAGAUUAUAUUCUUCAGUCAGUGUCUCAUAAUCUAAAAAAUAAGUGUUAAAUAAAUUAUCAUUUGAACUGUAAAAAAUGAUAAAGAUAAUACAUAUAUUAAAAAAAGUGCUGAAAAAAAUUUGUGCCCAAAUUAAAAACAAUGUGUUCUCAAGGAACAUCAGGUAGUUUUUGAGAUGUGUAUUGAUUAUAUAUUUAACUUCACGAUUAGAGAAUUACUAUUCUACACAAACGUUAAUCUAUUUUGUCAUAGUUACAUUUUAAUAUACAUACAUACAAACAUACAUACAUACAUACAUACAUACAUACAUACAUACAUAUACACACACACACACACACACACAUAUAUAUACAUACAUAUAUUUGGCUGAUUGUAGAUACAAAUAUUGAUGUAAUCUUAAAAGGUUAGAGUAUUAAAUUGGUCAACCAAAUAAAUGAUUAUAAACAAAAUAA
Odontomachus brunneus is the source of this 2018-nucleotide messenger RNA. RefSeq names its product PSME3-interacting protein. The transcript has 5 exons. The record is from RefSeq and is a predicted model, not a curated record. Gene Ontology annotation, cellular component: nucleus. Bases 336 to 1112 code for a protein of 258 amino acids. Lineage: Eukaryota; Metazoa; Arthropoda; Insecta; Hymenoptera; Formicidae.